Messenger RNA from Blepharisma stoltei, 549 nucleotides. Lineage: Eukaryota; Ciliophora; Heterotrichea; Heterotrichida; Blepharismidae. The record is from the annotation of a GenBank genome assembly.
AUGGGUGCUAAAAUUUCAAGUCUUUUUAGCAGAUUUUCUAAACGUAAAAAUCUACGUAUACUAAUGAUAGGACUUGAGGGUGCAGGAAAAACAACUAUUCUUUAUCAAAUGAAACUUCAUGAGCAUAUGGAAUCAAUUCCUACAAUUGGCUUUAAUGUAGAAACAUUUUAUUAUAAAAACAUAGCAAUUACAUGCUGAGAUAUUUCUGGAGGAGAAAGAAUAAGACCUCUAUGACAUCAUUAUUUUGAAAAUACUGAUGGUGUAAUUUUUGUUGUGGAUUCUAAUGAUAGGCAGAGAAUUGAAGAGGCUAAAGAAGAGCUCCAUAGAGCAUCGAAUGAUACUAAUCUUGAAAAUGUUUCAUUUCUUAUACUUAGCAAUAAAAAUGAUUUACCAAAUGCGAUGAGCAAUUCUGAAUUAAUUGAUAAGCUAGACCUUUAUAUGAUUCGAGGGAAAAAUUGAUACAUUCAAAAUUCAUGUGCCUUAACUGGAGAAGGGCUUUGUGAGGGAUUUAAUUGGCUUUCAGAUGAAAUUUUGAGCCAAAUUUAUUAA